AAAACAUUUUUGAUGGACUUGGCGGCGAAUACAGAUAUAAAUGGAAUGAAUUUCAGCAGCUGUUUGUUAACAUUUUCGGCAACCAGGUCGAGUCACCAGACGUACCGAGAAGAUAUAUUCGCAUUAAUCGAGAUUAGAGGCUUUGAGACAGAUGAAGGCUACGACAAAUCAAUGCAGAGAUGGUGA
This is a messenger RNA of Paraglomus brasilianum, 186 nucleotides long. Lineage: Eukaryota; Fungi; Glomeromycota; Glomeromycetes; Paraglomerales; Paraglomeraceae. The record is from the annotation of a GenBank genome assembly.